Westerdykella ornata is the source of this 5799-nucleotide messenger RNA. RefSeq lists its product as uncharacterized. Gene Ontology annotation, molecular function: protein binding. NCBI's taxonomy places the organism in Eukaryota, Fungi, Ascomycota, Dothideomycetes, Pleosporales, Sporormiaceae. Bases 161 to 5533 code for a protein of 1790 amino acids. The record is from RefSeq and is a predicted model, not a curated record. The transcript is spliced from 3 exons.
AACGAACUUCGACGCGUUUUCUUUACCAGCCUUUGACAUUGAGGUGCAUAUGACGGCCGUUAUGCCCUGCGACCAAGCCUAGCAACUCUACCGACGCGUUGUCCAUCUCUAAACGAUCCGCCAAAUAAGAAUCGCAGGACAGCGCGAAGCAGGCGCAAACAUGAAGCCGUGGCUCGACGACCUCUCGGAGGAGUGGGUUGAACCCGAUCCUCCCGCCGAUGAUGUCAAGGACAUGGCCGACUCUUCCGUAAUGCAGAUCUCCCAAAGCGUGCCACCUAAACCUCGCAGUCGACUUCCGCGCCUACGACACUCGUCCGGAUCCUUCUCGGAAAUACAGGUUCGACAUAUUGCGAGAGACCCCCGCUCUUCGAGGCCGACAAGUGUACUGGCUGCGCGCAGUCCCAAUGGACAAAACAUCAUGCCUGUGGUGGACGCUGAUGCGCCUAAGGUUCCCCGCUCCCGGACCGCAUCCCAAUCCUCCACACCGUCACAAGGCUCCGUCGUCCACAGCGGUACAGUAGCUCAGAAGCAGAUCGCUCGACCGUCAAGUGCCGACGGACCAAUUCAGAACACACCCGAGUGGAAGAGAAGGUUACUCAAGGGACAGGGUGGGUAUGGAGAGCAGAAGGACUUGUUCAGCCCAAUGGCACUGGAGAAUAUUUUCCAAAAACCUGAUGGCAGCACACCCGGGGAGCCUGAACAACCAAAGAGCAAGCUUGGCGUGUUGAAAAGCUUGAGUGCAAUACCAUCAAGUCCACCUCCUUGGCCUGCUCGCGAUCAGGACGUAAGUGGAUACCCAGAGAAUAGCGAGCGGGAAGUGGAAGCGGAGGCAGAGUCGACUGCGGAACCGGUGCAGGCCGCUAAUUCGUCUUCGCGGUUGUCGGCUGGGAACAACAAAGCUAUCCCACGUACAGUCAGUGGCCAGAUAGAAUUCGAGAAUGAGAACUUCAGCCCAGUCUAUCUGUCGAUGAAUCUCGGGGUCGGCUCAUCCGCGCCCUCUAUUCCGACUUUCACUGCCUCGUCUCUUGCGGAGAGAUUACGGACCAUUGGCACUCCUCCUCCAAUCGUCCAACGCCAGCCAGCUUCUGAAGGAGACUCGACCUCGCAAAACCGGAGCAUGAACGAUUCUUCUAUUUUCAAGUAUCAGGAUGAUACCCUCCCUGCGGACCUUCCUGCCGGCACUCCAGAUAUUGAAAAUAAGUUGAGUCCGUAUGUCGAGAUGAGAAGAGGCGGAUAUUCACAGGAUGAUUCUUUUCGGCGCCGACCUCUCAGUCCUUCUCCCCAGCCGAAGCGGACAGGCCGGACUAUGCUGACUGCAGAGUCUGUUGUGUCUCCUACACGCACGGAAAAAAGCAAGACGGGAGCGCAGGAGGAUGGCGCUGCCCAGCCUCAAAGCCCUUCCAAAAGGCCUGUGACGCCGAGUGGACCUCAGAACUCACAAUUUCUUAGUCCUGAGCGUCCUCAGACGGCUGGCAGCCCCCUCAAACUAUUUGACGCGCACGACACAUUCACAAGCAAUCGCCUGCAUCGGCGACUAAGCCAACUUGAACUCGAAUCCAAAAGAGUGGUUACUAGCGAUACCAAUGCGGAAUCCAGCAGCGUAGCACAAAAGUCUUCGCGAAUGACAUCCUUGGAAGAAGUCAGCAUGCAUCAAAUCACGACGGAGCCUCACAGGAUAUCUCCUGCCCAAAAACCGCAGAUAUCACAGCGUAAGGUUAGCGCGUUUGGUCAGGGUCAGCUAGAUCGAUAUGCGUUUCCCGAAGACUUUUCAGUACUCUCCUCGCAUUCAUCUGAAGGACAAGAGACUUCACGGGACGGCUCCCCUUCCCCGCACAUCGCACCGCCAGGAUCUCGACAGCCGACCGGAUUCCAUUUUGAUGUUUCGCCCGCUUCUUUCGCUUCUUCAAAGACUAGGAGACAAGGCCUUACCCGUGUAUCGAAUCAUUUCCGCGGUAUCAACCAAUCAAGGACCAUGUCGACCCAGGAAGCGUCCGUGACGGAACCCAUGCCAGCAUUGGAAGUCGAACAUGAGUACGCUGAGGGUAAACGCGGUCCCACUUCACCUUUCAAGAACCCUACUCCAAAGAGGCGACGAACUCUCUACUCAGUGACGCAGGAUGAGAGCGGUAUUCUCAGCGACGACGAGUUGAGGCCAACCAACCAUUCGCACGUUGCAAUGCAGUCAGCACUUGGACAGAAGAGAAAGGACGCAUAUCGCGACUUAUCAGGGAACAGAGCCGACCCACAGGUCAUAGCCCAACGCCAAAUUUUGAGACCGCGUAACCCGACCCCUAACCACAGGAUGAGGGAUGAUAUCUUGGAGGCUACAGAUGCAUUCAUACAGUCAUCGCCGGAUAUCCAUACACUAAGAGAGCAGCUAGAGUCAUCAGCCCUCCUAGACACAACCACUGACAAGGAGACGGCAGCUGUGAUUGCACAAGAAAUUGCAGAUUUCACAAUGAAGCGACCCCCUCUCAUCAGAAAUGAAAGCCGCAAGCGGUCAGUCACCACGCAGGACUUCCUUGAUGAAGCGGUCAAGAUUAUGGACUAUAUCCGGGCGAAAGGGCGCCCAACUAGCGGACUAGAGAGUCUAGAGGAAUCCGCAUCUGAGACUCCUCCCCGCCCCAAGGAGGAUCCGUUACCUUCUUCCCCAUUAUCAUUUUCCAGGCCGCCUACCAGAGAGGGACGAAGGUCCAUGUGGAAGGAACCUAACAAACUUGAAAUGGACCCCAAAGUUAUGAGCCAUCUCAGAAGAUUCCAGGAAAGGGAGUCCGAUGAGUUGAUGGGUUCGUCGAUGAGAUCAUUGCAGAUUCCGCAGGCCUUGCAGCCGAUUGAAGGUAAAAGCGUUGUGGUGGAACAGAAUAACAUUCGCAUUACAGACAAUAUAAUCCGUCACAGAGAAGGAACAGAGGCGGAAAAUGCCAACGGGUAUCAUGCUGGGACCAUUGACACCCACCGUUCCGGGAGAUCCUCUAUGGGCCAGACUAUUGCGACCAAUGCCUCACGGAAAUCAGAACAUGUGGCGACUUUGGCGCCAGAGGCCGUGGCGCACUUGAUCCCCGAGCACAUCGCUGGAAUGAGUUUUGAUCGGGAGAAGAAUGCCUGGGUCCGGAACAAGGCCGCUUCCCAUGAACAUCAUACGAAUGGAGUCGCCGCGGCGAGCGAGGACAGCGAGGAAGAUCCCUUGGGCAAUAUCCCAGACCUGACAGUUGAUGAAACAGCUGAAAUCAUGCUGAAAAAUCAGGAAUCCCCAAGCAGACCGCAGGCAACCGCAGAAACAUUUUUGGAAGAUACAGAGGGUCCGAUCUGUGUGCCUCAGGAUGAUUCACGUCCAGUGACUCGUGAGGGACGGGUGCCCGCUCCGACAGACACCAGCUCGGUCCCGUCGAAGUCCUCCAAUAAUUUUGGUUGGAGUUAUCCUAAAACAGAGACACGCGCGACCUCCUGGAGUGACCAAGAGACGUGCAAUAGAGGCACUCAAAGAACCCAGCACCAGCCUUCCACUUACCCCAUUCCUGAGAACGAAGAGGUAGAUGUGGAGCACGAGAUCAAGUAUUUCGAAGGUCGUGGAAUCCCUUCUGCGACCCGGAGGGUUGGCGAUAUAACUUUCUCGCUUGAGGGACAAAGGCAUACCAAUACCUCGAAAGUUAGCAGCGGUCGGCAGUGGUCAUAUGCAGGCAUGCGGCAUGAUUCACGACCUCAAAGGAGGCCUUGGGAUCAAGCUAAGGGGAUAAAGACGCUAUCCACUUCCCCGACUCAGGACCUCCCCGACGAUGGUGAUCUCUCCACCUUGCAUGAACUCCCCUCUCGAAAUUAUCGCAUGCAGCUGUCAAUCUCUGCUCCAGUUCUAGGGCUGCAAGGACAGGAUCUUCAGCCCGUGCUUCCCUCGUCUCCUGCGAAAGCGGACGUGACUUUUAUGCUCAGCGACCUGCCCGAAUUUACUCUUCACCAAGUCGACGAGUGCGAAAUCCCGGAUCGGGUGGUCGUCAAGCAUGAUGGCACCAGGUUUUCAAAAUCUCUUGAAGACCGCUACGCUCAAGGCACUGCAGAUCUCGUCAAAGCUCUUCAAGAUGUGGCUCCUAAAGAGCCGUACUGGGAAGACCUCCGCAAGGUGGAUCUUCACAACAAGGGCCUUACCAAUCUUCAUCGGCUGGACGAGUUCUGCUACCGCCUCGAAGAGCUCGAUGUCUCCGAUAACGGAAUCAGCCAGGUGAAGGGGAUCCCAUACUCAGUGCGCCGGCUUCGAGUCGCUGGGAAUGUCUUAACGGGAUUGACGUCAUGGACUACCCUUAUGAAUCUACAGUAUCUCGAUAUUUCUGGCAAUGAAAUUGAUAGCCUGGAUGGUAUGAGCGAGCUUAUACACCUACGUACAUUGAAGGCGGAUAGCAAUCACAUCAAGUCUCUUGAUGGCAUUAUGGAAUUGGACGGACUCAUGGAGCUGAGCGCGUCCGGGAAUCAGAUCGAGGUCGUUGACUUUACCAAGGCAGAUUUGAUUUCCUUGACAGACUUGAACCUCGCUGGGAAUUCUAUAGUGGAAGUGCGGAAGCUAGGUCGUCUGCCGCAACUAAGAACGCUCAAUCUUGACGACAACUGUAUCGAAGAUUUCCCUAUUGCCGAUAUUCCCGACGAGCAAUGCAAAGCUCUGCGAUCUUUACGCCUGUGCCGGAACGGCAUGCGGACUCUAGAUAUCGGACACUACUGUCCAAGGCUAGAAUCAUUAUAUGUUGACGGCAACCAUCUACCUCACAUUCCGGGACUGGAGCGUCUAAGGUGCUUGCGUACAUUUUCUGCUCGAGAGCAAGCGGUCGAGGACGGUUCUGCCAACGGCUCAUACGUUGGAGACCUGCUCAAGAAUCACGAUGUGCGCAAUCUUUACCUCUCGGUUAACCCCAUACGUGGGUUGGAACUGUCGCAGCAUCUGCUCAAUCUCCAGCGGCUAGAACUCUCUUCCAUGGGACUGGAAGAGCUUCCUAUCGAGUUUGGACAACUGGCGCCGAACCUCCGGAGCAUCAACCUUAACUUCAAUUCACUCAAGGAUCUUCGUCCUCUUCUCAACAUCAAACGACUCACAGAGCUGUUCGUUGCAGGGAACAAGCUCACACGGCUGCGCACGAACCUUGCAGUCCUCGGGAAACUAACUACUCUAACGACGCUGGACUUGCGGGACAAUCCUCUUACAUUACGUUUCUAUCCCCCAACCUCAGAGAAGCGGGUAAUGUCUCUCCGGCACAAGCCCUCCGAGGAGACCGACGCAGACCGCUUUGUACUGCCUCCCGGCGACCCCGAGGCAGACAAGCAGUACCUGCAGCGGCUGGAUUUUGAGACACGGCUUAGGCGGCGCGUGCAGGAGAUUAUGCUUUCGACGCAAUGCAGGAACUUGCGGGAGCUUGACGGGCUUCCUUUUGAUAGAACGCGGAUCCUUGUCAAGGACGAUAUCUGGGAUCGUCUCUCUUAUUUGGGAGUUAUUAGGAGGGCGGAGGUGUCGGAGCAGGACAGGAGUGAUGACUAUGAUCCAUCCAGCAGGCUGGACUAGAUGAUGAUGAGAAACGGGGAAACGGGGGGAAACGGAAUUCAUGAAGUCACGAGGUUGGGUUGGGAGGGCGCAGAGACGGAGACGGAGGCGCAUUGGGUGCAAUCAAAAACGGGAGCGGAGUUUGGUUGCUUUUUCGGCCCUCUUUUUUCUCGGUUUGCUUGUUUUUUCUUGUUAGAUAUACCUUAGCGUUUGCAUUUGUGGUAUGCAUCAUGAGAGCCUGCAUCAUCCCGUGGAGGGAGUUCGGCAAGGGAUUUCUCUGAGGCAGG